CCCCCGGCUGCGGUGUGCCGUAGUGAGGCGAGGGGUGGUUAAACCCCCAUCCUCCCAUACAUACGGCUUUUAUUUUUUGUUCCUUUUCGUCUCGGGGCUUUCACAUCACGGAACAGGAAAGCAUCUGAUGCGCCGGCUCACAUGCCACUUCUGAUCAUACAUUGCCUCCUUGCAGAGAGCAGCAUCGUUGGGAAAGAUGGAGAUACAAUAAGUUGCUAGUACCGAAAAGUGCUGCGGAAAUCCAGUGGUUUCCUUUCUCCAGUUUUGCAAAGAGCAGCGAUGAAGAAGAAGCUGGCACUCUCCGAGAUGCAGUUGGUUCUUCUCGUUUUAUUGGUGUGGCUACCAACGAGAUCGGUGCUGGCUGACUCCCUGGAAGACGAAGCUAAGAAUAACAUCACCAUCUUUACAAGAAUUCUAGACAGACUUCUGGAUGGUUAUGAUAAUCGUCUCAGACCUGGAUUAGGAGAUAGUAUUACUGAAGUCUUCACUAACAUCUAUGUGACCAGUUUUGGACCUGUGUCAGAUACUGAUAUGGAGUACACGAUAGAUGUGUUCUUCCGUCAGCGAUGGAAGGAUGAGAGAUUAAAGUUUAAAGGCCCAAUGAACAUUCUUCGACUGAAUAACCUAAUGGCCAGCAAAAUCUGGACUCCAGAUACAUUUUUCCACAAUGGGAAGAAGUCAGUGGCUCAUAACAUGACCAUGCCAAACAAGCUUCUACGAAUCCAGGACGACGGGACGCUCUUGUACACCAUGAGGCUUACAGUCCAAGCGGAAUGUCCAAUGCACUUGGAGGACUUCCCUAUGGAUGCUCACUCGUGCCCACUGAAAUUUGGCAGCUAUGCAUACACAACUUCAGAAGUGACAUACAUUUGGACUUACAAUGCUUCAGAUUCAGUGCAAGUGGCACCAGAUGGCUCAAGACUGAAUCAGUAUGAUCUUUUAGGCCAAACAAUUGGAAAAGAGACGGUUAAGUCAAGUACAGGUGAAUAUACAGUAAUGACGGCUCAUUUUCACUUGAAGAGAAAAAUUGGUUAUUUUGUCAUUCAGACUUACCUCCCCUGUAUCAUGACUGUCAUUCUGUCUCAAGUGUCAUUCUGGCUGAACAGAGAAUCUGUACCUGCCAGGACAGUCUUUGGAGUAACAACUGUGUUGACAAUGACAACACUGAGCAUCAGUGCUCGAAAUUCACUCCCCAAAGUAGCAUAUGCAACAGCUAUGGAUUGGUUUAUUGCUGUUUGCUAUGCAUUUGUAUUCUCUGCAUUAAUUGAAUUUGCAACUGUAAAUUAUUUCACAAAGCGAGGAUGGGCCUGGGAUGGAAAAAGUGUAGUGAAUGAUAAGAAAAAAGAAAAAGCAUCUGUCAUUAAGAAAAACAAUGCCUAUGCAGUGGCUGUUGCCAACUAUGCUCCAAAUAUUACCAAGGACUCAGUGCUACCAACCAUCUCCAAGAGUGCUACAACUGCAGAACCCAACAAGGCAAAACCAGAAGCGAAGCCACAAGAAGCAAAGAAGACAUUCAACAGUGUUAGCAAAAUUGACAGAAUGUCUAGAAUAGUGUUUCCAGUCUUAUUUGGUACUUUUAAUUUAGUGUAUUGGGCUACGUAUUUAAACAGGGAGCCUGUCUUACUUGGCUUUGCACCAUCAACCUAAAAGCUGACUUGCACUGAGGACUUCAAGCAUCAUUCUAAUCAGAUAGGUUGUUCGCUAUGUACAGUCCGACUAAUAACUGCUAAUCUGUGAACCAUUCUGUACAGUGUGUAUAUAAAUGUCUUGUCUGUGUGUCUCCAAAGGAGGGACACAGCGUUAAUUCAUGGGUCUGUAAACAGAUAGCACCCAUGGCAAAUACAGCCAGCUCUUUAAAAGUUAAACCCAGGGGACUUCUGUUAAACUAGGAUUCAAAUAUACAGAAUUAUAUUCUCUCCGUACAAUGAGAUGAAGAUGUGAUCCUACAUAAUUAUUUAGGAGCAGUAUUUUUUUAAUUUAAAUUUAAAAUAUUUUUCUAUAAAGUAACUAAUUCUACUUUAGUGAAAGAAACUGUCAUUUAAAAAAAGUGAUUUUUUUAAAAAGGUGUAAUUGUUUCAUACAAUAGCAGUACCCAUGUACAUAACAGAGUACGGAGGUCGUACAGUUCUGCUCUUCAAAACAUUCUGGAUACAAGUUAGAUUAAGGAGGUAGUAAACACUCUACUGUAUGGCAAAAUCCACAAGUUUCUUACUUUUGUCCUCUUUGAAGUUGUUAAUAAAUUCAUCUAAUUGAUUUCAGGGAAAAGGGUAAAUCAAAUUCAGUAUCAACCAACUUCUGCUAGUGAGAUACUUAUUUUUUCAGUGUUUAUUUAUUUGAUAUUACUAAGCUGGAUUGUCUGGUUCAGCAAAGCUGGAUUUUUUUUAAUUAUUAUUUUUUAUUUUGUUCCUAAUUGAAUUAUUUUCAGGUUUCUAGAAUCACGCAGAAAUUUUUCAGGUUUAAGUUUAUCAGUAAUAUAGUAUAAUUUUUUUCUUUGCUUAAUGUUUUCCUAAAUCCUGCCAUUACAAUAUUUACCUGUAUUUGUCCCAGGAAGCACUGUUUUCAAGGGAAACAAGAACCAUGAUUUAAGUUCAGGAAUAUGUCCAUAUAAUAAAAUUUACUGCUGCUUUUGUAAAUUGCAACUUUACAUUUCGCUGACAUAACUUUACAACAACUUUGUAUACUAGAAAUGAUUUUGCUAAGAUUUGAAUGUUAUUUUUUUAAUAAAAGGUCAUGCAUCAUCAGUAGGCAUCAACUGUAUUUCAUAUACACAAAUAUAACAAAAUUGGAUCUGCCAUUGGCAAUUUUAUAAGAACAUUUAAUACUAUCAGUAAAAUUGUUUUUCUUCUGAGCCUUUGCAAAGAUUCUUUAUGCCCCUAAAGGCCUGGUAAAUCAUAGCAUAAAUAAUAACUGUGUACUGUAUUUAGAUUUUAGUAUACUUGGCCAAUCAAAAAUAUUUUGAUUCACACAUACAUUAGCAGUUAUUAGUUGACCUUUAAAAAAGAAACACCUUUAUGAUGAUGUCUUCUAGUAGAGACAUAUGUAGUCGUAUAGUGUCAUUUAUUGCAGUUUUGUACAGUAACUUGAGUAUAGUGCAUAAAAUAGAUAUGUUCAGAGUUUAAAAAAAGUUGUACAAAUAUUUCUAAAAUCAAAUAAAAGAGUAUCUUAAGACAUGGAAGUGUGCUAAAAACAACAAAGAGAAACACUGCUUUCUUUUGCUGUUUUAUUUUCUUGCUUUUUCUUUGCUUUUGAUGUGAUUCUGUUUUGUACUUUGUGUGACAGUAUAGAUGCCAAGGUCACAAAUGCAUAUUAUAAAUAGAAUUAAUAGUUAAGACAGAGUUGACAUCAGUAAAAUAAAGACAUUUAGUAGGUUAUAAAAGAAGGGGAGAAGCAUGGACAUGGUGUGUAUCCCUUGAAUUCCCUCUAAUUAAACUGUCAGACUAAACCUUUCUCAUCAACAGUAGCUUAAAAACGAGCACUUUACUCAGAACAUUAAAAGAAAAAUAUCCUUAUUUUCAUAUAUAUUUAUAUGUAAAUGUAGAUCUUCCAUGUAACAUGGAGAUGUGUGCAAUAGUGUGAUUAUGAACAAAAGGCUAGAAGGCAAGCAAUAAAAAAAGGGUUUUUUCAUGGUAUAAGCAUACAUUUUUAAAAUGUUUCAUUUGUAAAUUAAAAAUUUUCCCUUGAACAUCCCGUUGUCCAAGUAUGAAUAAAUAUAUAAAUAUGUACAUAUGUACAAAUAAUUGUAAAUAUUAGGACUGUAGAAAAAUCCCUUCACUUUUAGCUCUGUUUUUGGCAAAGGGCUCUGACUGUAUAGUUUAAUGGAGGCCCCUCCUAAAAUGCUCUUGAACUUGAAUAGCUCGAUUAUGUUUUCUGUGGCUGCGGUCUCCUUCCUGUGACCUAGUGAGAGUUCUUACCUUCUGUUCUUCUCAGCAAGAUCUAGGGACUCUGCAAACCUCUCAAGACUGGGGUGUGAGAAACAGAGGGUUGUGUUUCACCCUUGGCUACAUCCCAGGUACUCAGACCCUUCACAGUGUUGAAACUGUUGAGUAUUUCUCCAUGCACGACACUGUAUAGUCAGAAGUCUCUCCAUGCCAAAUGUGAGUGUGCUCAGUCAUGUUGAAUUACCUGAUAAGGAAGGCUCUUGCACCCUUAUCCAAGAAUGGGACCUUCUCAAAGGCUUUUAAUGGUAAAGUCUUCUCCAGCAAGACUUCUCUGGAAAAUACCACCUGGGUAACUCAGGGUGGAGUUUGCUGCAUGCAAAAAGCCCAUCUUCAGUUUGCACAGGAAGCCCAAUGCUGUCUCAUGCUAGUCAGCCCUGCUGCUACCACUUUCAUUAGGUACUACUAAUUUUUCAUCCACUGACCCUUUUCUCUACAGUUGCUUGAGUCAGUAGAAAAACCAGGUGUUUAUCACAUGGUAAAGUUACAUUUAUUGCCCACUUAUAUAGCAAAGUAGGCAUACAAUUAAACUCAGUUAAAAAAAAAUCCAAAACAUUUAAAAUACAUACAUGCAGCUAUUGUGGGCAUCACAAGUCUUUUAAAUGGGCACGCUCCAGAAAAUUUAGUAAAUUGGUCAACAUUAAAGCAAUCUCCUUCUAUGGGAUGGAGUAUGCUUUACUGUUUCACUGCUGAAACAUUUACAGUGGCCCAACUGAGUACACAUAAGUUGCAAAUUUGUAAGACUGCCAACUGGAUAAGUGAAUAUAAAUGUAAAGAUUUAAGUGAAUGGGAGCAUUGUGCGAGGAAUACCAGAAUACAACAGUUAGGCCUUACUUUCCUUUAGAAGGAAUCUGUGUCAUUUCAUUUACCAUAGAAUCUGUGUCUGGGAUUUUAAAGCUAAUGUCACAAAUCUAUGUGCCAAAUAUGUAGAGGUUUCCUAUAAUUUGAGUAAAUCUUGCAGGUCUUAAAUACUUAAAGUGGGGAGCAUGAGUGAGAAAAUGCAAGUCACUUCUCAAGGACUUGCACAUGGAAUCUGACAGUGAAUUUUUUGGUUGGCAUAUUAAUCUAACCUACUUCUAUUAUUCUUGGGUCAGUGUAUCAUAUUUUGUGAUUUAAUAAAUUAAUAAAAUAAAUAAACAAAGAUAAAACACUGGUAAAGUUAGAUUGGAGUUACAGUAAUUCUAAAUGAGGUUUAGGAAGUAGGCUUCCACUAUAGUACUGGGGCACAUAUUUCUGGAUGCAUGUGUCAGGUAAUUUAACAGUAACUUAUAAAUCAGCAUGAGAAGCAGAGAUCAGCACAGUAUAUCAGCCAGUUGUCUGCUGGAGACUUCAUGACAGAAGAGUAGAAAAUUCUCAAUUACGCUGUGGCCAAUUAAAUUACCUCCACCUGUCGUAUGUGAGCUAAUUCAACUUGUAGCUGCUGCAUUGUUGAGCAUCUUUAAAAAAAUGUUAUGGUAGGCAUUCUGAGAUAUGAGCUUUAGUUUGGCAGACCACUCAUACCACUGAACAUUAUUCUAAAUUAAGGAGCCAAUUUGCCCAUAUAGUCACAGGAAAGAGCAUCUAGAGACCGAACAGGAGCCUUACUGAAUCACCUUCCCUUCCCUUCCCUUCCCUUCCCUUCCCUUCCCUUCCCUUCCCUUCCCUUCCCUUCCCUUCCCUUCCCUUCCCUUCCCUUCCCUUCCCUUCCCUUCCCUUCCCUUCCCUUCCCUUCCCUUCCCUUCCCUUCCCUUCCCUUCCCUUCCCUUCCCUUCCCUUCCCUUCCCAGUGGUUACAGGUAACAUACAGGGUGAUGAGACUUUUCAAAAGAGACCAAAAAAAUGUCUGCAUGAAAUCAACCAGAAGCAGCAGGGAGGAGGUAGGGAUGUAUGGGGGAGGAAAGGAGGAAAGAGAGCACACAAAUGGCUUUGUUACCAUGGCACUGGAAUGUGAGAUAACUGAGGAGGAAGUCGCUGAGGGAGGUAAUGUGUAUUUUUGUUUCAGCUUCGGUUCUGAGCCUUCACUGCCACAAGUGAGUUGUGGACAGUAACUUCUAGAGCACAUAAAAUGAAAAUACUUGUAUAAUUCUACUGAACUUGAGGGACACGAGUUGUGCCUUGGAAAUCGAGAGGCCUCUAGUGACUGCUUUGUGAAAGCAGACCAUGCAAUACUGUGUGUCUCCUGCUCAUUGGAACAUCUUGGGUGCGAGGAGAAAAGAAGCUUCAGAAAGUAGGUAGAAUUUUGUUAAUUCUACACUUUGUUUUCUUAAAAAGCAUGGCUUUCACUUAAGCACAGAGAGUCAGCACUAAUCCUCCAUACCUCUCAUUCCUUUUCUGAAAGCUUAGUAAUGCACAGGUUUGCCUUGGCCUUCACAAACCAGAUGAAGUCUAUGCUGCUGAACAUUACCACUCCUAACAAAUUUGCAUGAAAGAUUAUUUCAGUGUGGAAAUAAAGCUAUCAUCAUCUGUGCCCGAUUAUGUGCAGACACAUAAUGCUAAAAUUUUGAAACCCAUGCAAUGAGUUUUAAAGUAGAGGAAGAAAACAUUUUAAAAUAAACCCAGUAAGUUAAAUUACUUCAUUUAAAAAACACAUUUUGGCAAUUGUAGAAAUAUCUAAACAUACCUAAAUAGACUCUCCGAAUGUGGUAUAAUUUCAUAUCACAUAUAAAGUUUUUGUCUUACACAAAUGCUAAAAUAAUUAUCUGAAUUUGUGUAAAAGUCAGAUCGCCCUUCAGCCUUGAGUAAAAUGAAUGGUUCUUUAUAAAACAGUGUUAGGAUUCCUUCCAUCUCAUCCCAGCACCAGUGAACCUCCUGCUAGAAUGUUCUUAGUGCACCAUAUAAAUUCUGGUUACAUCCCUUUAAUAUCUCUUUUUUUUUUUACUUCAGUCAAAGAAACCUCCACCUCAUUUGUGUAGAUGACCCAAAUUCCCUAAAACAAUAGAACUUUAAAUUAUUUUCUAAAUCAAAUUAUUAAUUACAGUCAUCUGAGAAUCAGUGAGGGACUUUAGGUCUUUAGUAGUAGAAGUAAAAGGAUCAAAACUUUGUUACAAUGCCUGGCAUAUGUUAAUUGCAUAAAAUGUUUUCUUUCUCUCUUCUUGAAACCACUUAAUUUUUUAGAUUCAAAUCUUUCUAGGUUAAUCUCUUAACUCAUGUUUUUGGGGUCUAUGAUUAUAUCUUACUGGAAGAGGAUAAAUUUUGAGGGCUUGACAUCUCUGAUGGAGAUCAGGGCAAAAUUUGCACUGAAAUUAAAAUAAAACUAAUCUACAUCCUCAUCAUAUUAAUCUCUAUCAGUGAAGUCAGUAAGGACUUUUCCAGAAGAGGAGUACACCUAACUAUACCUGGGCUCUCCUUUGGAUAUGGGUUGUCCAUUCUCUAAUCCAUGAAAAUAGCCCUUAAAGCCCUUAAAAGUGUCAACCAUACUGGAAUACAGAGCUUUGUCUGUUUUUUUCCUUGAUAUUUAUUAAUAACCUUUAAGAAUAUUAUGAAAGUGCUGUAAGUUAGGAUGAGGUGAUAACACUAACAAAAAGGAAUUUUGAGGAUACUUUAAAAUAUGCAAGAUAAUGUAUACUCUUCCUCUAGUGUUGGAGUCUACAUAAAUAUAUAUGAUUAUAUUUUUAUUGUUGGAUAAUUUAAAAGUUCUAUUUUGCUUUCAAAUUAUUUACAUAAUGUGAAUACUUUACUUGAUAAGGUGUUCUGGAGUGUGUCCUUAUGCAUUCAAGGUUUUUGAUGAUUGCAAUGAGUGCUUUCAUUCAUCUGAUAUUAAAAGGGGUGAGCUUCAACAGGUUGAAGUGUUAUAUUUGCUUUCCUAUACUUUAUCCAUCAAACCACGCCGUUGAGGAUGGAUGGAAAUAGCGAAUGGAACAAGAUAUUAUUUUGAUCAACUGCUUUGAUAUUCUUUAUUAGAUGUUCAUUUUGGCUGAAUUUAUCAGUUUAUAGGCUACUGUAGCUUAGCGAUAGCACGGAAUGCAAUGUAGUACUUUACAUCUGUUAGAAUACAUAUGCACUGUAUCUAUAAACUGUUAAAAUAUCAGUUCCUAAACUGCACUCCUUCACCCUCUCCCUUCCAAAUAGUCACUUUAUUAGAAAACAUUUGAAGGCACUUUAAUUUGAAUGAAAGUGAUUACACUAAAUGUUGUUUACUUGAUUAAAAAAAAUAGUAAAAACAAAGUGGUCUCUGAUUCAUACAUGGUUUGCAAUUUCUCAGCUGGGCUGAAGCCAGAAAACAUUUAUGCAUUGUAUGACACAUCUACUUUAGUGAGUCACUUAGGUGUGAAAAUGUAUAGGACUUGGAAAAUAGGCACUCCCAGUAUAUUAAAAAUAAAUAAGGGAAUGGGAAGAAUGAAACCAAUAAUUUUGAAAUUAAACACCAAUCAAAUAUGCACAAUAAGAAACUGCAUGAUAAAUGUAAGUAUACUUAACCUUGAACAUCAAUGUCAUAUAAAAUCUUCUGGGUGACAGUUUACUUAUUUAGUAGGUUUCAUAGUUAUAAAUAAUUAAAGAAGAUUAUAAUAUUCUGUAAUUUGUGACCUUGUUUUAACUGGGAAAAUCGUUACUUUUCUAAAAUGUAAAAGAAAUAACUGGAUUUAUGUUUGAAUGUGUCACUGCUUGCUGUUGAAGAAUAUUUAUUAACCACAUGCAAAAUAUUGCUUAACAUUAUCUUUUUGUACUUCUUAUUAAAGUUAAUUUAAAUAUA
Messenger RNA from Melospiza melodia melodia, 8603 nucleotides. RefSeq names its product gamma-aminobutyric acid type A receptor subunit alpha2 (gene GABRA2). NCBI's taxonomy places the organism in Eukaryota, Metazoa, Chordata, Aves, Passeriformes, Passerellidae. The record is from RefSeq and is a predicted model, not a curated record. Bases 280 to 1647 code for a protein of 455 amino acids. Gene Ontology annotation, molecular function: GABA-A receptor activity; benzodiazepine receptor activity; inhibitory extracellular ligand-gated monoatomic ion channel activity. Gene Ontology annotation, cellular component: synapse; dendrite membrane; plasma membrane. The transcript has 10 exons. Gene Ontology annotation, biological process: signal transduction; chloride transmembrane transport; gamma-aminobutyric acid signaling pathway.